AUGCUUCAUUUGGUUCUUGGGGCGUCGCAGGCGCCGGCCGCGGUGGACACGUCGCCGCCCGUGGUGGUGGCGGCGGGGUGCGGCUGCUGCCUGGCGCUGUCCCUCCUCACCCUGGUGCUGCUGCUGCUGCGCUGUCGCCUGCGGCCGCGCGCGCUGUUCCUCAAGCUGCAGUGCUGCGCCGCCACCGUGGCCGCCAUGGCCGUGUUCCUGCACGCCGUGCACCGCCCGCCGUCGCCGUCCUGCUACGCCGCCCUCGCCACGACGCUGGAGGCGCUGCUCCUGAUAGGGCUGUCUUCGCACAUCAGCAAGCUGCUCCUCAUCCACACCGAGCUGAUGCGCAUCGGCAACCUCAACUACGCCGUGGUCGGCGUCACCACCGGCGCGCCGCUGCUGGCCGUGCUGUGCUCGCACCUGGCCUACAUGUCGGCGGAGUGGCCGGUGCGCCACUGGUGGCUGGAGACGGGGUCGCCCUUCUUCUUCAUGUUCGCGGCGUCGGCCGCGCUGCUCUGCGUGCUGUUCGUGCUGCUGUGCUGCACCGUGCUGCGCCGCCUGUCCUCGCUGCGCGCCAACAAGCUCGCCGACGCGGAGGCCGCGGGGCUGGCCAGCAGGUGA
Molecule: messenger RNA, 612 nt
Organism: Thrips palmi
Lineage: Eukaryota; Metazoa; Arthropoda; Insecta; Thysanoptera; Thripidae
Exons: 3
Coding region: 1-612 (203 amino acids)
Source: RefSeq, a predicted model, not a curated record